Camellia sinensis is the source of this 1317-nucleotide messenger RNA. The record is from RefSeq and is a predicted model, not a curated record. Lineage: Eukaryota; Viridiplantae; Streptophyta; Magnoliopsida; Ericales; Theaceae.
AUGGUUGCAUUGAGCAAUGCUCCACAAAAUCUCAAGUUGACAUCUCGUGAUAUUCAAAAAGAUAUUCUAAAUGUGGCCGCAUUUGAAACUAUCAAUGUGAUUAUUAGAGAUCUUGGUGAUGCACUUUUUUCUAUUUUGAUUGAUGAAGCUCGUGACAUAUCAAUCAAGGAGCAAAUGGAAAUUGUAAUACGAUAUGUUGACAAAAAAGACCAAGUGAUUGAGCGCUUUUUGGGAUAUGAUGGGGCUAGUAAUAUACAAGGUGAGUUCAAUGGUCUUAAAACGCUUAUACUGAAAGAGAAUCCUUGUGCAUAUUAUGUUUAUUGUUUUGCUCAUCAAUUGCAAUUAGCACUUGUAGCCGUGGCAAAGAAUCAUGAUCAAAUUGCUUUACUUUUCACUUUGGUUUCUAAUGUGGUGAAUGUUGUUGGAGCAUCAUGUAAACGCCGAGAUAUUGUUAGGGAGAAGCAAGCUGUAAAAGUUGCUGAAACACUUAGUACUGGAGAGCUAUCUAGUGGGCAAGGCUUAAAUCAAGAAACUAAUCUUAAACGUACUGGUGAUACACGUUGGAGUUCACACUAUGAUACUUUAGUCAGCUUGGCUGGUAUGUUUUCAACAGUGAUUGAUGUGCUUGAAAUGAUUUCGGAGGAUGGUUCAAAUUCAAAACAACGAGCAGAAGCAAAUGUAUUGUUGGACUCAAUUCAAUUAUUUGAGUUUGUAUUCAACCUUCAUUUGAUGAAAACAGUAUUGGCUAUUACAAGUGAGUUAUCGCAAGCACUACAAAGAAAAGAUCAAGAUAUUGUUAAUACCAUGAAUUUAGUUCAAAUUUCUAAAGUACAGCUCCAAAAGAUGAGGGAGAGUGGGUGGACAUCUUUACUUGAUGAUAUUUUGUCUUUUUGUGAAAAGCAUGAAAUUGUUGUUCCUCAAAUGGAUGAUAUGUUUGUAGCUCGAGGGAGAAAAAGACGCAAUGCUCAAGAAAUUACAAACUUACAUUACUAUUGCACUGAGUUAUUCUACACUGUUUUGGAUAUGCAAAUUCAAGAACUAAAUGCUCAUUUCACUAAGUCGAACACUGAGUUUAGUGAGUUAUCAAGGUUGAAUGGAAUUGUCGAUCUUGCUAAGAAAAUGGUGGAGACUGGAAGAGACAAAAUAUAUCCAUUGGUGUAUUUGCUCUUGACUUUAACAUUAAUCUUGCCUGUUGCAACUGCUACUGUUGAGAGGGUAUUUUCAGCUAUGAAUAUUGUGAAGAAUCGGUUGCGGAACCGAAUGGGUGAUGAAUGGAUGAAUGAUAGCUUGGCUGUCUACAUUGAGAGAGAUUUUUGA